AUGAUGCUGCUGCGCUUGGCCGCGCUGCUCGCCGUGGCCCACGCAACUCAGAUUCCACUACUAUCAAAGCCGCUCAGACCCGACCAUGACGGUUACCAGGUCAUCCAGAGCAGCCAUUCUCCCACGCACUCCAUCCGUAUCCGCGAGCAAGACGAGUCCCUCUGCGCCGCCGGCUCACGGCAGUACACCGGCUGGCUCGAUGUCGGAUCCAGGCACCUGUUCUUCUGGUAUUUCGAAAGCCAGAACGACCCCGUUCACGAUCCUCUGACCCUCUGGAUGAGCGGCGGACCAGGUGCAUCCAGCAUGCUCGGGGCAUUCCAGGAGCUCGGCCCGUGUCUGGUGAACGAGCACGCGAACGGCACGUACCAUAACCCCUGGGGCUGGUCGCGGAACUCGUCGCUGCUGUUCGUCGACCAGCCGGUCGGCGUGGGCUUCUCGUAUCUCGAUGAGGGAGAGGAGGAGUUGCCGCGCGACUCGCACGAGGCCUCGGUCGACAUGCACCGGUUUCUGCAGCUGUUCAUCUCCGAGGUGUUUCCGCGUCAUCGGUCCUCGGCGGUCCAUCUCUCGGGAGAAUCCUACGCAGGAAAAUACAUUCCUGCCCUCGGCGCCCACAUCAUCCAGCAGAACCAGCUCUACCCCGACAAACCACAGAUCCUCCUGCAAUCGUGCCUGGUCGGCAACGGGCUCAUGUCCCGCCGCGACACGACCUUCGGGUACUGGGAGACGCUGUGCACGACGAACCCGGGCGUCGCGGCCCCCGUCUUCAACCAGACACGCUGCGACAUCAUGGCCGCCAACAUGCCGCGCUGCAUGGAUGUCGCCGAGACGUGCGUGCGCAAUCCGGACCCCGCCGUCUGCAACGCUGCGUAUGCCGUCUGCUACGCCGGCGUGCUGGGCUGGUACGAGGAGGAGGCGCGCGCGGGCGGCCGCAACAGAUUCGACAUCACGGCCCCCUGCGAGAUCGAGGAAAUGUGCUAUCCGCAAGCCGCCCGCGUCGAGACAUACCUCAACUCCGCCGCGGUCUGGGCUGCUCUGGCGCCGCCCCCGGAAGUGAAAUCAUUCCAGAUGGACUCUGAGGACGUGUAUAAGUCCUUCCUGCAGACCGCGGACGAGAUGUCCUCCUCGUCGCCGGCGGUCGCGUUUCUCCUCGAGAACCAGGUGCAUUUCCUCGCCUACCAGGGGAAUCUGGAUCUGGCGUGCAACACCGCGGGCAACCUGCGGUGGGCGCAUUCGCUGGCCUGGAAGGGACAGGCUGAGUUUACGUCGCAGGCCCUGCGACCGUGGACGGCGGGACGGAACGAGACGGUGGGACGAGCGAAGGAGGUCCGUGUUUAUGCGAGUAAGGAGGCGACGGCGGCGUCGCGGUUUGCGUUUGUGACAGUAGAUGGGGCUGGUCAUUUGCUUCCUCAGGAUCGCGCCGAUGUAGCGUUUGAGAUCCUUCAGCGAUGGACCAAGGGGGAGUCUUUUAUCUAG
This is a messenger RNA of Aspergillus clavatus NRRL 1, 1473 nucleotides long. RefSeq names its product putative carboxypeptidase Y (gene cp8). Gene Ontology annotation, biological process: proteolysis. Gene Ontology annotation, cellular component: fungal-type vacuole. Lineage: Eukaryota; Fungi; Ascomycota; Eurotiomycetes; Eurotiales; Aspergillaceae. Gene Ontology annotation, molecular function: serine-type carboxypeptidase activity. Bases 1 to 1473 code for a protein of 490 amino acids. The record is from RefSeq and is a predicted model, not a curated record. The transcript is spliced from 3 exons.